Molecule: messenger RNA, 1576 nt
Organism: Tuber melanosporum (Perigord truffle)
Lineage: Eukaryota; Fungi; Ascomycota; Pezizomycetes; Pezizales; Tuberaceae
Exons: 3
Coding region: 119-1576 (485 amino acids)
Cellular component (GO): nucleus
Molecular function (GO): chromatin DNA binding
Source: RefSeq, a predicted model, not a curated record
AUCAACUGCGCUUCAACACUUUCACCAUUCACCCCACUCUCCGCCCCAAUCUUCCGCUGAUAACCUUAACCGCCUUUAACUCACCCUCAUUUUUUCUUUUCCAUCUCCGCCCUAUAUCAUGCCACGCGCACGCCGAGUUCCUCCACCUCUCGAACCUCCCUCCCCCGAUCUAGCCGAUGACUCCGCUCCCCGAACAGCGACGCAAACUCCCCAGCAUGAUGGUGACUCGGGAUCUCCAUCGACGAUGAAUGAAACCGGGACCGAACCAUCCACUCCCGCUGCGGCCAACGUAGCUGUCAAGCGCAAACGUGGCCGACCCUCUAAAGCGUCACUCGACGAGGCUCGUCGGUUGUCUACGCCUCUUCAUGAUGACGAUGCGGGGCAGGAUACAUCUGAUGUAGGAACACCCCUUACCAACGCUGCUGGUGCAACCCCACAAACCCAUGGUUUCAGUCUUUCGUCCAAGAAACGCCGGGGACGCCCCCCAGCUUCGGCCAAGGCCAUGCGGAGCCGAGGUGGUCCGUCUCAUGUUACCUCUGUCCCACUUGACAAGGAUGGCAAACCCCAGGAAGUAGAGGACGACGAGAUUGUUCUCCCCGAGGAUCCCGCUGGUGAAGAGAAGGUGGACAAAUUUGGCUAUCUGCAAGGUGGUAGAGAAUAUAGGUGCCGAACAUUUACUAUCCUUGGCCGCGGAGAGCGACUUUACAUGCUCUCCACGGAGCCUGCGCGUUGCAUUGGUUUCCGCGAUUCGUACUUAUUCUUCCAAAAGCACAAGCAACUUUUCAAGAUUAUCAUGGACGAGGAUGAAAAGUUCGAUAUGAUCAAACGGGAUCUUAUCCCUCACUCGUAUAAGGGUCGCGCCAUCGGUGUUGUAACUGCGCGCUCAGUUUUUCGUGAAUUCGGCGCAAGAAUAGUCGUCGGCGGUCGGAAGGUCACCGAUGAUUACUGGGAAGCCCGGGAAAUCACUGGUGGUGCCAUUGAGGGGCAGCUCGCGGACCCUGAGGAUCGUCUUCCACAAAGAGGCGAGGAAUAUAACAGGAAUCAAUAUGUCGCAUGGCAUGGCGCUAGUAGUGUAUAUCAUACGGGACAGCCGAGCGUUCCCAUGCCCCAGGGGAAUCAGCAGGCGCGGAAGAAGAAAGUUGUCGUUACAGAUACCAAUUGGAUGCUCGAACACUCUCGAGCUGCAAGCCAAUUCAACUCCCGCCUUCUUUCCCAGCGCCAACAGUCUUACUCCAAGGGUGUCUACGAACCACACACCAAUCUAAUAUUUCUCCCGGAGGGCACUCAACCUACGCACGCCAAAUGGCAACACCUCCCUACCGAUGACGUCUCGAAAGAGAAUGCCAGAGGCGUCGUCAUCGAAACCAUCUUUGAAACCCCUCCUAAUAAUAUCACCCUUGGCCUCGACUCACACCUCGGUUUCACAGACUGGAGCCAGGCCGCUAUCGACAGUCUGGAAACAGAGGAAGAGCGGACUGCUGUUAGGGAGCAGGUUAAACGGCAAAAGGGCUGGAGGGAAAAGUGGGGUCUUGGUGAGGAUGGAGGAUUGGGCGGAGGUUUGGUAAUGUCGGCUUAG